Molecule: messenger RNA, 2195 nt
Organism: Balearica regulorum gibbericeps (East African grey crowned-crane)
Lineage: Eukaryota; Metazoa; Chordata; Aves; Gruiformes; Gruidae
Source: RefSeq, a predicted model, not a curated record
AUGAAAUUAAAAACCAAAACCCGUAUUUUUCUGGUUUCUGGGUUUGGCUUGGAAUUUUUUAUCUCUUUGUCAAUUCAGUUUCAGGAAUAAAUUGAAGAAACCAUGGCCAAUCAACGGGAUUACAUUAGCAGACCUAUUUGCAAUGGAAUUUCUGUUCCUGAAAAUAAAAUCAAUUCCUUAGUGGCUGAAGGUCAUGGACAACAAAUUCUAAAAGUACUACAAAAGUUCAGAGAACAAAAUAUAUUUUUUGACUUUAAAAUUCUUGUGAAAGAUGAAAUAAUUCCUUGUCAUCGUUGUGUACUGGCAGCGUGCAGUGAUUUUUUCAGAGCCAUGUUUGAAGUUAAUAUGAAAGAACGAGAUGAUGGCAAUGUUACUAUUAGUAAUCUGUCACCCAAGGCAGUGAAAGCUUUUCUUGAUUACGCUUACACAGGAAAAACAGAGAUAACAAAUGAUAACGUGGAAAUGCUCUUCCAACUGUCGUCAUUUCUUCAAGUUUCACUCCUUUCUAAAGCUUGCAGUGACUUUCUAAUAAAAAGUAUUGAUCUUGUGAAUUGCUUACAGUUGCUUUCUCUAUCAGAAAGUUAUGGUUCUGUCCGCUUAUUUGAUCAUGCGCUAGAUUUUGUACAGCACCACUUUUCCUUGCUGCUCAGAUCAAGUGAUUUUUUGGAGAUGAAUUUUGAGAUAUUACAAAAAUGUCUUGAGGCUGACGAACUAAAUGUACCUGAGGAAGAAUCGGUGUUGAAAGCUGUCCUUCAAUGGACCAAACACAACUUAGAAACACGACAGAAAUAUCUGCCUAAUUUGAUCAAAAAUGUGAGACUACACCAGUUACCUGAAAAGACUUUGCAGGACUUUCUACAUUCUGAAGAACACUUACUUAAGAGUGCUAAUUGCUUAGUAAUAAUCAAUGAUGCAGUUCAAAGUGUGCAAAACUUUGGUGGACUGUUUCCAGAUGCACGUCCUUCAACAACAGAAAAAUACAUAUUUGUUCAUAAAACUGAUGAAGAUGGGGAAAACAGGCAUACAUUCUGCUACAACAUCAAAACAGAUAAAUGGAAAGAACUACCACAUACGCACAUGAUUGAUCUUCCAGGGUCAAGUUUAUCUAGCUAUGGAGAAAAAAUAUUUAUAACUGGAGGAUGCAAAGGGAAUUGUUACAGGACAGUCAGGCUUCAUAUUGCUGAACCAUUUCAUGAUGCCACUGACCAAACCUGGUGCUACUGUCCGGUCAGCAAUGAAUUCUCCAUAGUGUCAGCUAUGAAAAAACCAAGGACAAUGCACACAUCUGUUGUAACCUUAAAUCAGCUGUUUGUAAUAGGUGGAAAGACCAGAGGAGCUCAAGAAACCCGAAGUCUCUUGGAUGUAGAAUCCUACAAUCCUCUUUCCAAAGACUGGAAAUCUGUAAGCCAAUUACCAAGAGGUAUCUACUAUCCAGAAGCAAGCGCAUGUCAGAAUAUAAUUUAUGUCCUUGGCUCAGAAGUAGAGAUUACUGAUGCCUUUAAUCCAUCUCUUGACUGUUUCUUUAAGUAUAAUGCUAUGACUGAUCAGUGGUCUGAGCUCGUAGCAGAAUUUGGGCAGUUCUUCCAUGCAACUCUAAUCAAAGCCGUUCCAGUGAACUGUACAUUGUACAUAUGUGAUCUCUCCACCUACAAGGUCUACAGUUUUUGCCCAGAAACCUGUGUUUGGAAAGGGGAAGGAUCUUUUGAAUGCGCUGGCUUUAAUGCAGGAGCAGUUGGGACAGAAGACAAAAUUUAUAUAUUAGGUGGCGAUUAUGCUCCAGAAGAAAUCACGGAUGAAGUUCAAGUCUACCAUAGCAGCAGGUCUGAGUGGGAAGAAGUUUCACCAAUGCCAAGAGCCUUAACCGAGUUUUACUGUCAGGUCAUUCAGUUUAAUAAAUAUAGGGACCCUUGGUCAUCUGUACUGACAAUUUGCUCUGGAGAAUUUUGAAACUCCUGAGUCAAAAGAAUCUAUUUAAAUGCACAAGCUUUAGAACAGAUUUGUAGGUAUUAAUUUACACAUGCAAAAAAGAUGUACCGUUUUGUUUAAAUCUUCAGUUUAAAUUGUAUGCUAUAGAACUGCUUUUGGAAGAGUCCAUUAAAUUGUCAUUUACACUAGUCAUUAUAUAGAAAGUAUUACUUAAUUUUAUAUGCAAGUCUUCUCUGUAAUUAUCUGAAUAAUUUGCAAAAUGAUACUAC